AUAAUCUGACCACUAUUUUGUGCGUUUUGUUUUAAAUUAAAUGAGAAUCGAGGUGAUUUUGGUGGGCCUGCUAACUGUCACUUUGACGUUAGCAGAGCCGCAGCCACAUCGUGAGCCUCACAAGGUGAAGGUAGUUCGAGAAUACAAAACUCAUGAAGAAGGCCCGCACGAAAUCCACCGCGAGAGGGUAGAGAGGCACGGCCCCGAGCAUGGUCCUCAUGAACGACACCAUGGACCAGAACAUGGUCCUCAUGAACGACACCAUGGACCAGAACAUGGUCCUCAUGAACGACACCAUGGACCAGAACAUGGGCCUCAUGACCGACACCGUGGCCCUCAUGACAGGGACGAUCACGAAGACCACGGCAGGAGGAGAGGGCCCCACGAACACGAGCACAGCGAGUCCAAAGAGUACAAAUCUCACAGCGAGAGGAAGGUGGUCAACGGACGCGUCGUGAAGGACGACUCUUCAGAUGAGGAACGCGAGUGGGAGGAUGGCAGGAAGACCAGGGACAGCCACCAUGAGCAUAGGGGACCCAAGGGCACUGUCCGUAAAGGAGUGAGACUGGUGUCCGACAUCCUGAUGAAAAUCUUCGGAAAGAAAGUGAACAAGGAGGGAAGCGACCUGCUUUUCAAACUUACUGGUCACGAUGAUGAGGAUGAGGCCAUGGACUACAUCCAGAAUUUUGCUCGCUUCACCAGCCGCCAGCAAUGCCACGAGUUCAUCAGGAAAUUCCGUGGAUCCAGGUCUAUGGAGUUCGUUACGGAGUUUUUGGAGCAGAUGGAAGGCUCCACAAAUGUCAAAGUCUUGAUAGACAUCGCACAGACCAUAACCGGGGAAAAGGAUGUAACAAAGGCUUUCAAUGUGAUCAAGAAGCUCACAGGACACGCAGACUUCGACGGCAUGUUUGAAAUACUGCAGCUCAUUUCCGGAGACAAAGAUAGUCACCAAAUCGCCGACUUCUUCAAGCACAUCGGCCACCACAAAGGUGGUAAAGGAGUGGCCGGUCUGAGGAGCCAAGUGGACAAACUGACGGGAGGCGUCGGUCCUUCAGAAUUCCCUGAAGUAUUGGCCAACUUGAUGGACGAAGUUGACAUGAAAGGCACAUUCGACACCAUGAUAACCUGUACAAGGGCCUCAGAGAUCGGAGAAGCUAUCAAGAUCUUUAACCAGAUUCUGAGGACGGACAGUUUCGCCAAGAGCAUCGUCUUGAUGAAGGAAGCCACUGGACAGAAACAAUUGAAGUACGCGAUAGAAGACCUCACCCAAGAAAUCAGCAGGACGAGUCUCCGAAUCAUCGUGGAGUCGCUAUACAAGAUCACUGGUCGCGCCAACCUUCGGCAAGUGCAAGCACUGUUCAAACGCCUCUUCAAGAUUGACAAUAUCGUCGCUGUGAUCGCCAGGAUCAACAAAGUGAGCAAGCGCCGCGACGCCAUCUUCUUCCUGACGUCACUCCUUGACAUCACCCAAACGAAAAACCUUGAAGACUGCAACACCGUCAUCAAGGGACUCUCCAGUGAUAAGGAUACCACCAUGCUGGAUAUCCUGGAGCAAAUCAGGAUAAAGACAGGACACGAAGACAUCAUUGACUUCUUCAAGAAGCUCAUCUCUUACACUGGAACCAAAUCGGUGCAACAAGCCUGGGAAAUCAUUCGCAAGGUUACUCAAACAAUCGACAUCUUCGAGUUCUGCAGACGCGUGUAUAAGUUCACGAAGGUGGAAAUCAUCAUCUUCAUCGAAACUAUCAUAAGGAUCACUAAUUCGACCAGCUUCAGUUCUGCUGCCCAGAAGUUCGUGAAAAUCACCAAUGCGAAACAUUUCAUGCAUUCGUUGGAAAUCAUCUACACGAUCAUUGAAAUGGAUAUCAUCAAGUUCUUCGAAAUCAUCAUUACCAUCAGCAAACGAUUCUACUUCGAGGAAUGUAUCACCAUAAUUGAAGAAUACACCGAGUGCAAUGAUUUCAUCACAGCGUUGAAGAGAGUGAAGCGAGCUACCGGACAGAAAACUAUCGUGUCGGCCAUAGAGCACAUUAAGCAGAAGAAACCUAAGGCCGCCACCUUCACCUCUACCACCGAAGCACCCACCACUACUCAGGCACCAACGACCAAGGCCCCUGUGACUAAGAAACCAGGGAAACCUCACCCAAGCCCCCACCAUCACCCAAGGAACCCCAGGAAACAUGGCCGCCACGACACAGAUAAAAACUUUGAUGAUACACAAGGUACUUACAUAAAAGAUGAAGAAUACUCUUACUUCAAUGAUGAUGACGACGACAAGGGACCAGGUGACAAGGGACCAAAGGGACCAGGAGACAAGGGACCAAAGGGACCAGGAGACAAGGGACCACAUGGACCAGGAGACAAGGGACCACAUGGACCAGGAGACAAGGGACCACAUGGACCAGGUGACAAGGGACCAAAGGGACCAGGAGACAAGGGACCAGAGGGACCAGGUGACAAGGGACCAAAGGGACCAGGAGACAAGGGACCACAUGGACCAGGUGACAAGGGACCAAAGGGACCAGGAGACAAGGGACCAGAAGGACCAGGCGACAAGGGACCAAAGGGACCAGGAGACAAGGGACCAGAAGGACCAGGCGACAAGGGACCAAAGGGACCAGGGACAAGGGACCAAAGGGACCAGGAGACAAGGGACCAGAAGGACCAGGUGACAAGGGACCAAAGGGACCAGGAGACAAGGGACCAGAAGGACCAGGCGACAAGGGACCAAAGGGACCAGGGGACAAGGGACCAAAGGGACCAGGUGACAAGGGACCAGAAGGACCAGGCGACAAGGGACCAAGGGGACCAGGAGACAAGGGACCAAAGGGACCAGGAGACAAGGGACCAGAAGGACCAGGCGACAAGGGACCAAAGGGACCAGGAGACAAGGGACCAGAAGGACCAGGUGACAAGGGACCAGAAGGACCAAAUGACAAUUGGAUAUCUGUGCCAGGACAACCAAGUCAACCAGGUUUACCAGGGCAACCAGGACAAUCAGGACAACCAAGCAUACCAGGACAACCAGGUCAACCAGGACAACAAAGCAUACCAGGACAACCAGGUCUACCAGGACAACCAGGACAACCAAGCAUACCAGGAGGACCAGGGCAACCAGGACUCCCAGGAGUGCCAGGGCAACCAGGGCAACCAGGACAACCAGGACAACCAGGGCAAUCACUCGAAGAACCAGAGUGGGACGAACCACGUUAUCCAUACUAUCCAAGACCAG
Ostrinia furnacalis (Asian corn borer) is the source of this 3232-nucleotide messenger RNA. RefSeq lists its product as uncharacterized. Lineage: Eukaryota; Metazoa; Arthropoda; Insecta; Lepidoptera; Crambidae. The annotation marks the transcript as partial. The transcript is spliced from 30 exons. The record is from RefSeq and is a predicted model, not a curated record.